AUGACAGAGGCAGAGGACAGAGAGGACAAAGGGUUUCUCCUGGCCACCUGUAUGGUGGCUGUGCUGCUGCAGGAGGCCGGUGCAAUCCCAGCACGCCAGGUCCCUGUCAAGACCAAAGGCAAACAUGCAAUCCUUGAACAGGAAACAGAGAAGGCGUUGGGUACCAAAGCCGUGGAGGCCCUGGAGAAGGACAACCAGUUGGGGGCACUGCUGCUUGUGCCCAAGCAGAAGCUUGCAGCCGCUGAGCAAAAGCUUGCAGAUGCCAUGACUUUAGUGGAGACUGAAGAGAAAGACCUCCUGAGCCGUUUUCGGAAGCCUCUUCAUGGCCCAGAACCGGAUCUUGACAGCCUCCUCCAUCCAAAGUUUGAGGAGGUCCAGGAUGAAGCGGUGCCCCGGAUGUUGCUCAAGAUACAUCGUCAGGUGCUCCAGGGGCCAGAGGAGGAUCUUGACCACAUUUCCCACUCUCUGGAGCAUUCCAGCGAACCCUAA
This is a messenger RNA of Chionomys nivalis (European snow vole), 489 nucleotides long. RefSeq names its product proline rich acidic protein 1 (gene Prap1). The transcript is spliced from 5 exons. The record is from RefSeq and is a predicted model, not a curated record. Lineage: Eukaryota; Metazoa; Chordata; Mammalia; Rodentia; Cricetidae. Bases 1 to 489 code for a protein of 162 amino acids.